Molecule: messenger RNA, 381 nt
Organism: Epithele typhae
Lineage: Eukaryota; Fungi; Basidiomycota; Agaricomycetes; Polyporales; Epitheliaceae
Product: fungal hydrophobin
Exons: 3
Coding region: 1-381 (126 amino acids)
Cellular component (GO): fungal-type cell wall
Molecular function (GO): structural constituent of cell wall
Source: RefSeq, a predicted model, not a curated record
AUGUACGCGCGCAUCAUCGCCGCCUUCUACUUCGCGCUCUCGCUCGCACUCCUUGCCGCCGCCAUUCCCGGAGGCGCGCCCCCACCGGCGACCACCACGGUCACGGUCACCGCGCCCGCGUCCGCGCCGACGGACGCGUGCAGCACCGGGCCCGUGCAGUGCUGCAACAGCGUCGGCUCCGCGAACGACCCGGCGUUCGGGCUCCUGCUCGGGCUGCUCGGGAUCGUCGUCGACGGCGUCGACGUGCUCCUCGGCGUCGACUGCUCGCCGAUCAAGGUCGUCGGCCUCGGCGGCGGGUCGUGCGACUCGAACGUCGUCUGCUGCGAGAACAACAACGUCGGCGGCCUCAUCUCCAUUGGCUGCAUCGUCAUCAUCCUCUAG